Purpureocillium takamizusanense is the source of this 1317-nucleotide messenger RNA. RefSeq lists its product as uncharacterized. Bases 220 to 900 code for a protein of 226 amino acids. The transcript has 4 exons. NCBI's taxonomy places the organism in Eukaryota, Fungi, Ascomycota, Sordariomycetes, Hypocreales, Ophiocordycipitaceae. The record is from RefSeq and is a predicted model, not a curated record.
CAGAAAGAGCCACGGCCAUUGUUAUUUCAGCUGGGGGCGCGCCUCGCCGGCCUUCAUUUCCCUCUUCUUUUGCCCUCUCCCCUUCUUCCUCUUCUUGUUCGUUUUGGCCCAGUCGUUGCAGUCGAUCGCUCUCCAACCUUCGAACCGUUUUUCCCGCCGCCGUCCAUUUUUGCAUCUUCAAGACACUCGUUCUACGCCUCUUCACCUCUCUCGCCCGCCAUGAAGUACUCACUUGCCAUCAUCUCGGCCUUGGCCGCCGUCGUGGUCGCGGACCCGAAGCUUCUCAACAGCCAAUACCAGGUUACCGAGGGCGAGAACUUCACCCUCAAAUUCUCUGGCUGCUCCGAGGGCUGCUCCAUCAUCAUCCAGACGGGGCCCAGCAACAACCUUAAGACGGUCAAGACGCUGACGAGCAGUGUCACGGGCGACUCCUUCACCUUCAAGCCGGAGGGCCUCCCCUCGGGCACUUACGCCUUCAGGAUCACCGACACCAAGGGUGUGAACAACUACAGCCCCCAGUUUAGCUACCAGGGCACCGGCAGCACCUCUGCCGCCUCCACGGACAGCGCCACUGCCUCUAGCACCGCCAAGUCCACCUCGGCCGCCUCGUCGACUGCCUCGUCGACUGCCUCGUCAACUGCAUCUUCGACCGAGACCGAGACCACCGCCACCGUGUCCAGCACCACCGGGUCCACCAGCACUGCUUCUGGGACUACCAUGACCACGACCACCUCCAACGCUUCUUCUACCACUGCGGCCUCUACCACGGCCAGCUCCAGCGCGUCAUCCAAGACCUCGUCUGCUCCCCCUGCCUCGACUACCGUCCCCAACGCCGGCGGCCGCAUGUCGGCCCCCCUGGGUAUUGCCGGUGCCGUCGCCGUCAUGGCUCUUCUUAACUAAACUCAGCGUGGAUGUCGAGGCUGGGAACCUGGGCACUGUUUUUACUUAUCAUUACCGACUAGCGUGUAGACUGUUGGCCGGUGGCGAACGGUGGUAGUCGCGCACAUUUGUAGUGUCGACUGUCUGGUGGUGCAAGCCGGCAGCUCUUUAAUCGUGUAAGAAUUGCGAUGUGUCUAUUAGUCUAUGAUUGGAAGUUGUAAUGGACAAGCACGCACAUCUUUAUGUGACGACAUGUCGCUCAGGACAAGCGCUGUGUAGAAUGGCGGUGCUCAUGGGGCACACGUGCUGCGGGAGACGGACUGACACCACCGGCGGCAGCGGAGUGGUGUAGUUUUGCUUCUCUGGGGGUCUUUAGCAGUGACACCGUUGUUCCAAGCCGCGAGCUAGACGCGCAGAGAAAAGCAAAGAAUCAGUGAC